Verruconis gallopava is the source of this 2091-nucleotide messenger RNA. RefSeq lists its product as hypothetical. Bases 80 to 1933 code for a protein of 617 amino acids. Gene Ontology annotation, molecular function: oxidoreductase activity, acting on CH-OH group of donors; flavin adenine dinucleotide binding. The record is from RefSeq and is a predicted model, not a curated record. The transcript is spliced from 9 exons. Gene Ontology annotation, biological process: secondary metabolite biosynthetic process. NCBI's taxonomy places the organism in Eukaryota, Fungi, Ascomycota, Dothideomycetes, Venturiales, Sympoventuriaceae.
CCUUAGCACUAUUUCAGGUACUGCAAUGUGGUUUUUCAGUGUCAUUGAGAUGUCGAAAUUCUUCCCUUAGCUUUGCAUUAUGAUGUUUCUCCCACGUCUACUUCUGGCAUGUCUAGUUUACUCUGUGAACUCAUUGCCAGUCAGCAGCAAUGAGCUUCGCGAUGCUUAUGAUUACAUAGUGGUUGGUGGGUGCGCUCACAAACAGUCCGAUGUUUCCGUUAAAUUUCUGACGAGAGGUGUAGAAACUGUUCUACUGCUAGAAGCCGGGCCACUCCAUCACUAUGAAAAGGAAAUUAUGAUUCCACGGUUCCAGAUCUUCACUGCAUUGGACUUGAAAUAUCAAUGGAACACAACCACAACGCCUCAAGAAGGACUUAUCUUGAAUCGUCCUGUGAUAAUGGAACAAGCCCGUCUGCUAGGUGGAGGUAGUUCCAUUAACGUUAUGAUAUGGGGCCGUGGAAGCAAGCCAGAGUAUGAUGCUUGGGCUAGCUUUGGCAAUCCCGGCUGGGAUUGGGAUGGCCUUCUUCCUUAUUUUAAAAAGUCAGAGACCACCACUCCACCUGGUCCAAAUGAGGCUCCCUUCGGCGUGCACUACAACCCUGAGUGUCAUGGCACCAAUGGACCUGUCCACGCUAGCUAUGAUGAGUAUCAUUAUCCCCAGAACAAAAACUUUUUGGAUGGGCUGAGGAAAUUAGGAAUUCAGCAAGCUUAUGAGCAGAUGUGCGAUUCAUUAGGUUCUACGCUAACUUUGCAUUCUCUAAAUCAUAAAAAUCAAUCUCGCUGCGAUGCUCGCAUCGCUUACUACGAUCCUAUUUUUGGUGAGGGCGGAACGCCACGUCCUAACUUCCAUGUUCUGAUUGAGAAUACUGUGACAAAGUUGCUGACUUCAACCGUCGACGGUGUCGUCAGAGUCACUGGUAUCGAGUACUCCCCAUCACACGCAGAUCAAACAAGGACAGCACUUCUCACGGACACUGGCGAAGUCAUUCUCUCAGGUGGAGCUCUUCAGACGCCGAAACUACUGCAACUGUCCGGUAUUGGCCAGAAAUCCGUGCUCGAACAAGUCGGAAUUGAAACUAUCGUUGACCUACCUGGAGUUGGAGCCAACCUCCACGACCACGCAGGCGCGCCAACGUUGGGAGGUGUUGCGCCUGGCGUACCUAGUAUUUAUGAUAUCACAUUGAACCCGAUCUUGGAUGCCGAGCAGGGCGACUUGUACUACCUUAACAGAACCGGAAGAUGGACGGAGGCGGGCGACUCAGUUGCUUUUAUUCCGUUUCUGAACUACACAUCUCGAAUCCAGGACGCUGCAAACAUUAUCGCUUCCAUGUCUCCAGAUUCAGCCGUUCAGUACUUGAGCGCAGAGACCCAUCCAGAUGUAGUUGCAGGAUACAGGCGUAUCGCACAAAAAAUUCACGACUUGACUGCAAGUCGAACAGGCGCUGGUGUAGAGUUAAUAUGGUUCCAAGGCGGAGCAGAGAUCAUCAGCACCUUGAUGAAUCCCAUGUCGCGUGGUACGGUUCGCUUGUCCUCCAAGAACCCAUGGGCACCGCCUCUUGUGGACCCGCGAUACUUAACUCAUCCCUCUGAUGUUCAGAUGAUAAUCGAAUGCAUUCGUCUCAUCAAGCGACUGAUCCAAACUGAUGACAUGAAGGCUAUUGGCCUGUAUGAGGUAGUGCCGAUUGUGGACGUUGGUGAUGCUUUAGAGAUUUAUGUGCGCACAUCGUUGCUUACUGCAUGGCACCCAGCGGGCACGUCAGCAAUGCUGCCACGAGAGCUCGGGGGUGUUGUAGAUCCAGGACUCAAAGUGUACGGAGUGUCGAACUUGCGCGUAGUUGAUGCGAGCGUGAUACCCAUGUUACCUUCGGCUCACACCAUGGCCACGGUCUAUGCGAUUGCUGAGAAGGCUGCCGACAUAAUUAAAGGAGUGUGAUCACAUAUUGAUAAACUUGCCGUCAAUCAAGGCAGGCGAAAGAGUGAAUGGUGGACUUUUAGAAUUUAGAUAGCUUUUGCGGAUAUUGGGCUAGAUCUGGUUUCGCAGGGAUGUAGGCAACUGCUGGGUAUUUUCAUCUUGCAACACUGGAUAGUCAU